Polyodon spathula (Mississippi paddlefish) is the source of this 1687-nucleotide messenger RNA. Its product is annotated as pantothenate kinase 3-like. The transcript has 7 exons. Gene Ontology annotation, molecular function: ATP binding; pantothenate kinase activity. Gene Ontology annotation, cellular component: nucleus; cytosol. The coding region runs from base 37 to 1149 and encodes 370 amino acids. The record is from RefSeq and is a predicted model, not a curated record. Lineage: Eukaryota; Metazoa; Chordata; Actinopteri; Acipenseriformes; Polyodontidae. Gene Ontology annotation, biological process: coenzyme A biosynthetic process.
CACGCGAGCUGUACAAUUCAGCCUCCUUCGCAAGAAAUGAAAAUCAAGGAUGCCAAAAAACCAUCCUUCCCCUGGUUCGGCAUGGACAUCGGCGGGACGCUGGUGAAGCUGGUCUACUUCGAGCCCAUCGACAUCUCGGCAGAGGAGGAGCAGGAGGAGGUGGAGAGCCUGAAAAGUAUCCGCAAGUACCUGACCUCCAACGUGGCAUACGGCACGACGGGCAUCCGCGACACCCACCUGGAGCUCAAGGACCACACCCUGCUGGGGCGCCGUGGCAACCUGCACUUCAUCCGCUUCCCGACCCACGACCUGCCCACCUUCAUCCAGAUGGGCCACGACAAGAACUUCUCCACCCUUCACACCGUGCUCUGCGCCACCGGCGGAGGGGCCUACAAGUUUGAACAGGAGUUCCGCACGAUCGGAAACCUGCAUUUGCACAAAAAAGACGAGCUGGACUGCCUGGUGAAAGGGCUUCUCUACAUCAACUCCCCCCAUUUCAAUGGCCAAGCUGAGUGCUACUACUACGAGAACGCCAUGGAACCGGAGAAGUGCCGGAAGAUGCCUUAUAACCUGGAGGAUCCCUACCCCCUGCUGGUGGUCAACAUUGGCUCAGGGGUCAGCAUCCUGGCCGUGUACUCCAAAGACAACUACAAGAGGGUGUCUGGAACCAGUCUAGGAGGAGGGACUUUCUUGGGCCUGUGCAGCUUGCUGACAGGCUGUGACAGUUUUGACGAGGUCCUAGAGAUGGCUUCAAAGGGGGACAGCACCCACGCAGACAAGCUGGUAAAGGAUAUUUACGGCGGGAACUACGAACGGUUUGACCUGCCAGGAUGGGCUGUGGCUUCCAGCUUUGGAAACAUGAUCCACAAAGAGAAGCGAGAGGCCGUCAGUAAAGAGGACUUGGCAAGAGCUACCUUGGUAACCAUCACCAACAACAUUGGCUGGAUAGCAAAGAUGUCCGCUGUGAGCGAGAAAAUAGACCGAGUGGUCUUUGUGGGGAACUUCUUGCGUGUGAACACACUGUCGAUGAAGCUCCUGUCCGACGCACUGAAAUACUGGUCACAUGGGCAGCAGAAGGCGCUGUUCCUUGAACAUGAGGGCUACUUUGGGGCAGUGGGUGCCCUCCUGGGUCUGCUUGACGUCGAGUAGAGCCUUUGCCCCCUUGCAUAUCCGCUGCUUGGCUGCAUGGGGGCGGUGAGGUAGCCUCUGCCUGGUCCAACUGGAAACCCAAGGACUGCAAAAGAAGCUUUUAAAUAGGAAUUCGUGGAGGGACCGAGAGAGGACAGGUUUCCUGUAAUGUAUAUUGAGACUUUCGUUUAUUUGCAACAACAACAAAAAAAAUCAGUACAUAUCUGUAUUUUGUUUUUGGGUCCAAUUUGAUUAGAGGUCAGGUCUCUCUGCAACCUACUGUAGGGUGUCUAAGAGGCUUACUCUGAUGAAACCUGUCAGCCUCUUAGACACCCUACAGUAUAGGACAGCAGGGGAGGAAAAGGGAAAGAAAAUAUAUAUAUAUACUGUAUAUUAGCAAAAUGGUUAGGUUUGUACUUUGAGGUGAAACAUAUGAGAAACUCAAAUAGGCAAAUGUACACAACGCUUGUCUACUUGACUUUUUUUAUCUAUUUUAUUGAGUGAAGUCUGUAUUAUCCACAUGCAGAGAGAUUAAGAUGAACAUGUAUUUUCUUUUUAU